CGUACAUGUUGUGCCCGCGUCCGUAUUCGUGUCUGUGCUGUGAGCGCGUAGCCACCGUGUUCGUCAUAAACGCUGUUUACACACGUUUUUGCCCAUCGUAGCUGACGUAGCUGUAGUCACGGCACAUGUCGCGUUGUGCCGCACAUUUUUGCGUGAAUAAUUUAUUACAACACAAAGGAAAUAUUAACACACGUGUGACGGAAGUGCCACGAGUUUAGUGCAAGCGCCUGGGCGCCUAUGUGACAGAAAGUGCCCGCGCACCGUUAACUAAUUAGCCAACGCCGUCAAUCGUCGCAGACAUUUCGUGGUGCGUUGAAGCGUGUGUCUAUUGUUUGAGCGGAAAAUAGGAAUAUUGAAGAAAGUUGGCGCCGGUGGUCAUUUGCUAUUUGGCGUGCGUAAUCAGUCUGACAAACACCUCUGUGACGCACAAACACAUACUCACGUGCAUAUAUGUAUAUGUGUGAAAUUCUUAAAGCAUUUCAGUGCUGGCGCUCAGUCAGUCAGCAGUGAAACAGUGUUACUGUGCUGUGGUGAGCUGAGGCAUGUCACAACAUUGAGACAACCGACAUAUACGCUUAUACACACACACACACACAUACAUACAUACGUUGAGUGAAGCAGUGGAGCGUGCAUGUGCUUUACGGUCGAAGUGAUUUAAUUGAUUCCAUGCCAUUCAAUUCGGUGCCAUACAAUGCUACAAGAUAAUUCGUUUGCAAUUCAAUUUAUUUCUGUCUGUGGUGAAAAUUGUUGUUGCGCUGCGGAUGAGCAAUAAAUUGACAAAAAGCGAAAGUUGAAAUUGUCUGCAUACAAAGCACACAUACAAACACAGUGGUGUGCAAAACGCCAAAGAGUGAUAUGUGUUUCAAGCAUGUAAGUGUGUGCUCCAGCGUUGUGGUACAUAUGGAAUAUAAAUAAUAUACAAACAUACAUACUGUGUGUGUGCAAUGGACAGUGCUGGUGUUUGGCUUAGUUUGGAGCAUAAAAUCUGAAGCAUAUUUAAGCGCCACAAGCCGAUCCAUUUCAUUUAUCCAUAUGCAUUUAAUUGGUACUGUCUACAGUUUGGCUAUCAAAGGGUUGCGAGCUGCUAAAAUGCGACGCCCAAGCGCUGCCUGAGUGGAUUCUGCGAAAUUGUACAACGAUUUAAAAUAAAAAAAACUUUGCUGGCAACGCAAAGUGUUUAAAAAGCGCAAGGAUAACUAAAAAAACAUAGUGAUGUUUAGUGAAAAAGCUUAAGUUAAAAAAAGGAAACGAAUAAAGCAACUCUUGGUGUGCUGCACAGAUUUCUUAGUAUCGACUUAUGCUGUUUUGAAAUUGAAGCAGAUAAACUCGGCGGGCAAAUAAGCAAAUGAACCAUAACAAUAAAUCGCAAGUCCUUUGAGAGAAUGCUAACACGAUAAAACGGCAGCAUAGUGCCAUUGUAGUGGUGCGAAAGCGAACGGGAAGAGUGGACAGCGGAGGCAGCUGCGCAAAUACAAAUAAGAGACGCAAACGUAACGGUAAUGCAGCCAAGCGGCAAAAAAGGCGCAGGCAGUGUUGGAUGACCAAACAAUUCAAAAGUAGAAAAGUGGUGUGGCCGUGUGAAGUGCACAAAUAUAUAAAUAAAUUGUGAAGUGAGUACACACAGACACACGAACAUAUACAUAAAUACAUAUACAUGUGUAAGCAUGCAGCGACAGGCUAAUCCGCCAGGACCAAGAAAAAUUUAUCGAUAAUCGCGGCAAGAACUCCUACAUUAGCUACGCAAAUGAACUGAAAAGGCCAAAGUGUGCAAUGAAAAUACCGAAAAACAAUAAGUAACAACUACAAUAACAACAACGAAAACAUGAACUGAACUAAGAACUAAAACAAAAGUAAAACGGAGUGCGCAAGAAAAGCGGACCAUCGAAUAAAAGUAGUGCAAAUACAGCAAGCGACCAGCAACAAAGUAUAAACACACAGCAACAACACUUGAACGCACCAACGAACACGAAGGCCAUAAAAGUGCCGAAGUGGCAAAGUGGCAGUCAAACUAUGAGCAGUGCGCAAUAAAACUUGAAGUCAGUUUAUUUGUGCGCCUAUCGGCGCAAUCGACAACGGCGCGGGGGUGUGUGUAGAAGUUGAAGUGACGCUUGCAAGCUGUCGCACACACACACACGAACAUUGCUCAAAAGCAAAGUGAGUCAAGCGCACUGAAGUGCCACUGAAAAUUCGUAAAACAUAAAACAAUCGCAAAGCAGGCCGUCUACAAGCGGCGCGCAGGUCUUACGGCCCAUUCAUUCGGUUCAAUAAAACUGUGCAAUAUAAUUUUAUACAAAUAUCUUGUUAUUGUUUCAGUUUUUAUGGCAUAUUAUUUAUGUUCUGUAGAUUUGGCAUUUUCAAAAAGGAAGUGACACAAAUAGACUGUGCAGAAAGAAAAUGAACUAAAACAAAAUAAAAUACAUACACACGCACACACAUUCAAAUAAGUAAAACACAACAAAACGGCAUUGUGCCGACGUGAAAAAUAUUGAAACUGACAGUGGCAGCAUGAUAGUCAUAAGAAAGGCUGACGGCUCUCACAAUAAUUACUUUCACACCAGCAACAAUAACAAUAAUAAUAAUAACAGCGACAACAACAGCAAUAGUAGCAGUAGCAAAAGUAACUACAACAACUGUAAUUUUAAUAAGAAUCACAACAACAAAUCGCUGUUAACCCCACUGCCGGCAGUGCUUGGAAUUUGCGGCAGCUAUUGUUGCAACAGCAGCCUGGUCUGGCAGUUGGUGGCACACAGUUGGUGAGCAGCAGCGCAGUGCAAUGAACUGAGGUGCGGGGGAAUUGACGCCGUUUCCGUGUGAAUAGACAAGAAUUUAGUGCAUAAAUCCGCAAUGCGAAUACAGUCAGUCCCACCAACAACAACAACAACGACAACUAUGUCCAUUACACAAACACAACUGAGUGAGUGCAAUAGUGGCGUCAAGUAGAAAGACGAAGUAAGCCAAAAGAGACACAUACACAUACCAAUACAUAUAUACAAGUUAUUCAAAGGUGCCAAGCAACGUCAUAGCAGAGCGUUAGCUGCGCGGCAGCGUCCAUUAUAAAAAAAAAAGUUUGUGAAAUUGUGAAUCCCGUGAAUCGCGUUUAUUCCUAGGCGCCACAGCAGCGUCAAUAUCAGCAGCAGCAACCACCGCACUUACUAACAUACAUACAUACACAAGCACCGGUAGAGCGACAGACAGCAUGCAUUCGCGGCAGCCAGACGUGCGCGCGCCAAUGUGGCAACAGCUGCUACCAGCUGUCAUUUUCUCGCUGCUUAGCAUAGUACCCCUUCAUGCCGAAGUUGUCGAUUUGACGCCACAAUACAGCGUCUCACCCGCCGUCUUAACCAGCAGCAGCAGCAGCGUCACAGUGGGUGUCACAUCCGCGGCGACAGUGCCAGCCUUCGUGGAACCCUACUUGGAGGGCUAUGCCUCAACAAACGUAACCGCACAGAUCGGCACGCACGCGUAUUUGCCAUGUCGGGUGAAGCAGCUCGGCAACAAAUCAGUGUCCUGGGUGCGCGUGCGUGAUGGUCAUAUACUCACCGUUGACAGAGCCGUCUUCAUUGCAGACCAAAGAUUUCUGGCGCUAAAGCAACCGGACAAAUUCUGGACGCUGCAAAUAAAAUACGUACAAGCAAGAGAUGCGGGCGCCUACGAGUGUCAAGUGUCAACGGAGCCAAAAGUUAGCGCCCGAGUGCACUUGCAAGUGGUUGUGCCACGCACCGAAAUUGUCGGCGGACCAGAACGCUUAGUGAAGGCUGGCAGCACUGUCGUGUUGCGCUGUAUCGUACGCGGUGCCCUGGAGCCGCCCACCUUCAUCAUGUGGUAUCAUAGUACGGAGCAAAUCACCAGUGAUUCAACACGUUAUCGCACACAAGUUGACCGAAAUAUACCCGAAAUCGAAGGCGAUGCCCAUAGUACGACCGGCUCAUUAAUCAUUGAAUCAGCGAAAAAACGUGAUAAUGGCAAUUACACAUGUAGCCCGUCAAAUAGUCCCAGUGUGACUGUGAUGCUCAACGUUAUAAAUGGUGAAUCAUCCGCAUCAGCUGUCACUUCAUCCGCUCCAGUACGAAAAGCGUACACAGCCUGCAUACUGGCCAUGCUCUUCAGUAUCGUUAUAAUUGGUGGACACAACACAUGACAUGUUAAUUUGCAAAAGCAACAAAAACAGCAACAACACGAAGUUGAAGAUGAGAAACAAAAGCGCAUAGAGGAAAAUAAAUCAAUACAGAUUGUACGCAUGCAAAACAAGAUGACAAUGAAAAAUUGCACAAAGAGCACUUUGUGUGCGCAACAACACUUGACUAAAAUAAAAGAAAGAUUGCUGCAACAACAACAACUGUGCGGUUCAGUACAUUAAUGCGUCAGAGAAAAAACUAAAACGAUUUCUUCUUUAACUUGUAAGUUUAUAUAGGCAACCGUAUCCAUAGAUAUUAGAUGCAAAAACAAAAAGAACAACACAUAGACUUAUGUGUGUACAACAAACGGCGGCUAAGCAAACAACAACAAUAAAACAAACAAAAACACACAACUAGCAGUAAAAGAAAUAAACAACCGAGUAGGCUAGGGACUAAGCUGCAUUUGUUGUAGCAGUUGUUGUUGUUGUAGCCGAGUGAAAAAAC
Messenger RNA from Bactrocera tryoni, 4619 nucleotides. RefSeq names its product zwei Ig domain protein zig-8 (gene dpr11). The transcript is spliced from 8 exons. Lineage: Eukaryota; Metazoa; Arthropoda; Insecta; Diptera; Tephritidae. The record is from RefSeq and is a predicted model, not a curated record. Gene Ontology annotation, biological process: synapse organization. Bases 3197 to 4138 code for a protein of 313 amino acids. Gene Ontology annotation, cellular component: neuron projection membrane.